Prunus armeniaca (apricot) is the source of this 450-nucleotide messenger RNA. The record is from the annotation of a GenBank genome assembly. Lineage: Eukaryota; Viridiplantae; Streptophyta; Magnoliopsida; Rosales; Rosaceae.
AUGGUGUAUGCAAGGGAUCUCUCGAUCUCUUGGGCUGAAGACGAUCGUAACUGGCUCUGGCCCUCCCUGCAAGAAACCAGUGGUGUCGUCAUUGAUGCUGCCGAAAUGAUUAAUGAAUGUUGGCUAGAAGUGCAUGGACAAUUUGAGACUACAAAGCUGUCACCAGGAACUCUGUAUGAAGUUGCGUUUGUGGUCAAGUUGAAAGCUUCAGCUGAUGGAUGGGAUGUUCCAGUGAAUGUCAGUCUCACUCUUCCAGAUGGCAGCAAACAAUGGCAUGAAGUUAAGUUGAAGGAAAUCCCAAGAGAGCAAUGGAAAGAGAUUUUGGUUGGCGAGUUUAGAGCAUCACCCGAAAUACCUGGGGACAUGGAGUUUUCGAUGUAUGAAUAUGAUAGUGGGAAAUGGAAUAGAGGACUUGUUAUCAAGGGUGUUAUCAUUCGGCCUAAAAAUUAA